AUGGGCUUCUCCGCCCUGGUCGCCAGCGCCCUGUGCACCUUCCUGCUGCCCCUGCUACUCUUUCUGGCCGCCGUCAAGCUCUGGGACCUGUACUGCGUGAGCGGCCGCGACCCCAGCUGCCCGCUCCCGCUGCCCCCGGGCACCAUGGGGCUCCCCUUCUUCGGGGAGACGCUGCAGAUGGUGCUGCAGAGACGGAAAUUCCUGCAGAUGAAGCGCAGGAAAUACGGCUUCAUCUACAAGACUCACCUCUUCGGGCGACCCACGGUGCGGGUGAUGGGCGCCGAGAACGUGCGGCACAUCCUGCUGGGCGAACACCGGCUCGUCUCCGUCCAGUGGCCCUGGCUGGGUGCCGCCGGGCCCUGCUUGCUGGUGUACCCCGAGGUGAAGCGCCUCAUGUUUCGCAUCGCCAUGAGGAUCCUGCUGGGCUUCCAGCCCCGCCAGGCCAGCCCCGACGGCGAGCAGCAGCUGGUGGAGGCCUUCGAGGAGAUGAUACGCAACCUCUUUUCCCUCCCCAUUGAUGUGCCCUUCAGCGGGCUCUACCGGGGCUUGCGGGCACGCAACAUCAUCCACGCCAAGAUUGAGGAGAACAUCCGUGCCAAGAUGGCCCGCAAGGAGCCUGAGGGUGGCUACAAAGAUGCGCUGCAGCUGCUGAUGGAGCAUACACAGGGCAAUGGGGAGCAGCUCAACAUGCAGGAGCUGAAGGAGUCUGCCACAGAGCUGCUGUUUGGGGGCCAUGAAACUACUGCUAGUGCCGCCACGUCGCUGAUUGCUUUCCUAGGGCUCCACCACGAUGUCCUGCAGAAAGUGAGGAAAGAGCUGCAGGUGAAGGGGUUACUGUGUGGUCCUAACCAAGAGAAGCAGCUGGACAUGGAGACCUUGGAGCAGCUGAAGUACACAGGCUGUGUCAUCAAAGAGACCCUCAGGAUGAGCCCUCCUGUUCCUGGAGGAUUUCGAAUUGCACUCAAGACCCUUGAGCUAAACGGUUACCAGAUCCCUAAAGGUUGGAAUGUUAUUUACAGUAUCUGUGAUACCCACGAUGUGGCAGAUCUCUUUACCAACAAGGAUGAGUUUAACCCAGAUCGCUUCAUGUCUCCAUCUCCAGAGGAUUCUUCCAGGUUCAGUUUCAUCCCCUUUGGUGGGGGCUUGAGGACCUGCGUGGGCAAAGAGUUUGCAAAAGUCCUUCUGAAAAUAUUUACAGUGGAGUUGGCUCGGAGCUGUGACUGGCAGCUGCUGAAUGGACCUCCUACAAUGAAAACGGGCCCCAUAGUGUACCCUGUGGACAAUCUGCCUACCAAAUUCAUAGGUUUCAGCGGCCAAAUCUGAGAGCUCAACGCUUGCCUCCGGCUGGAUUUCUAUAUAGCAUCUAAUAUGUACAUAGCAACUUUUUAUAGUAACAAAGGCCUUUAAAUAUUUAAACUUGUAAAUGUACAAUAGUUAUUUAUGUCUUCUAAAUAUUUCAAAAGGCUAUGAUUUUUUUCCCCCUCAAGCACUACAAUUAUGGGUCUCUGAUUCAUAAUUAGAUAAUGUUAUUUCUAUAGAAAUAAGCUUCUUCCUAUUUAAAAAUCUUAUUGAAAGCUGGCCAGCUAAGCAUUUGAAGACAUUUCACGAUGGUGUAUGUAUUAAGAAAUAUUCUUAAAGGCGUUUGAAACAAUGCUACUCAUCCAGAUUACCUAAAAUGGUUAUUGUUUGAGAAUGUUUUCAGUAUUAUUUGUGUCUAGAUCUUAUGUUUAAUGUGUGAAUUUUAAGUUUGAUAAUAAAGUUUAUUUUUUAUGA
Messenger RNA from Charadrius vociferus (killdeer), 1773 nucleotides. RefSeq names its product cytochrome P450 26A1. Gene Ontology annotation, molecular function: oxidoreductase activity, acting on paired donors, with incorporation or reduction of molecular oxygen; iron ion binding; monooxygenase activity. Bases 1 to 1323 code for a protein of 440 amino acids. The transcript has 7 exons. The record is from RefSeq and is a predicted model, not a curated record. Lineage: Eukaryota; Metazoa; Chordata; Aves; Charadriiformes; Charadriidae. Gene Ontology annotation, biological process: sterol metabolic process.